AUGAGGAAGCUGCGUCCCCAAAGACACCUGCUCCACUGUCUACUCCCACUUGGCCUCUUCCAAGAAGCAGAGGCCGGCAACGGAGGCGGCGCCCUGCCAGCUUCCUCCUCGUCGCUCACCGUCCCACUCUCUCCGGAGGAGGCUGCCUGCCGGAGACUCGCCAUGGCCGACGCCUCGGGCAAUCCUGCCGAUGGCUACUACAGUGGCCGUCCCCUGGGGUACGAUCCGCAGCAAGCGCAGGCAGAGGCAGUGCCGCCGGCACCGCGGCAGGCAAUCGCUGGCGAACAGGCCAACGGUGUGCCGGCGCCACAGCGGCAGCCACGGCAGGAUGUUGGCGAACAGGUCCCCAACCACACUCAUGUCCAUGGCGUUCCUGGAUACUACAAAGGCCGCGUCAACAACACGAACACUGCUGUAGCUCCUCUUUCAGCAGCUGCUACUGUUGCUCCUACUGCUGCUCCUGCAGUUGAACCUGAAAGGAAGCUGAGCUGGGUUGACAAAUGUCUCAUGUGCUUCACCGGCGGCAGAAACGCGAGGUAGCUCAGGAGUCAAGAGACACCUGUUGUCGGCCACGUUAUUGACGAAGUGCUUGUUUGGAUGUAUAGAGAAAUGCUGACAUCUUUGUUAGCCCUUCCCCAUGCAUGCCAGCGCUAUUCAUUUGUAGAACUGCAUGCAGAAUUGCAGAUGCAGAGUAAGUGAAUCUAUUUGUGGUCCAUCGGUUGUAUUGUGCUUAAUGAUUUAAAUCAUGAUUGUUUCAUAUGGUUUGGUAUAUAUGAUGAAUAAAUAAAACACCACGGUGAUAGGCUCCUCUUCAGCAGCAGUAAUGUAAAGAGUCUCUCACUUCUCGAUUUGUGAGUAGUGACUCCUGUCACAUCGAAUCUUCCCGUACAUACAUGGCCAAAAAUAAAAGUGAUAUAGUACCGAAAAUCAAAAAGUUUUCGGAAUUAAACAUGGCCUUAUCGUGAAGGUUGUUGUCACUUGGAUCUGGCAUUGUUUGCACAAGAUACUAAUGUACCUGAUAUAACGUAACCUGGUCAACCGUCAACACAAUGGUUUAUUA
Sorghum bicolor (sorghum) is the source of this 1060-nucleotide messenger RNA. RefSeq lists its product as uncharacterized. The record is from RefSeq and is a predicted model, not a curated record. The coding region runs from base 1 to 540 and encodes 179 amino acids. NCBI's taxonomy places the organism in Eukaryota, Viridiplantae, Streptophyta, Magnoliopsida, Poales, Poaceae. The transcript is spliced from 5 exons.